GUGCCCGAAGCGUGGCGAGCGAACUUUUCGGGUACCCUGUUCGCCCGUAGCUCCUCCCCUGGUAACGUAGCUCCUCCCCUCAACACGUCACAAGGUCCCUUCAGCCCCUCCGAUAUAGAACCAACCGUGGUAACAAGGAUCCAGUGCAGGCUACGAAGAUGGUCCGUGAAGAAAUCAUCCCUUUUCAUAGAAAGACCCUUUAAACAUUAGAGCACUUUGAUUUUUUUUGGGCGGGGAGGGGAUAGUAUCACUGAACCAUCUACAAUGGCAGCUGGCCCAUCCCAAACUGGGGGAGUUGCAGGACCAUCUGGACCUCCUACAGUGACAAAUCAAUGGAAUUCUGGAUCUCUAGCCGUUGCUGUUUGGGAAUGGCAAGAUGAGCUCAGCAAAUGGAGACCAUAUAGCGGAAAAGUGAGCAAUUAUAUAGAACAAUGUAUGCAGGCUUAUCAGCAGCAGAAAAAUUCCCGUGCUCUUGGAAACAGCAACAGUAUCUCACUUGGACAAGUUGAUCCAAAGUUAGCUCCAUAUAUAAUUGAUAUUGCAACUCUUGCACAGUUUCGCCAAGAUACAGGAACCAUGCGAUACGUGAGAAAAACACUCUACUCGUUAGACUCUGCACCGGCCAAAGGAAUUUGCUGGGAGUGGGUAAAUGAUGAUGGCUACUGGACAUCUUAUGAAACACAAAUUUGCAUUUUCCUAGAGGAAAACUAUUGUAAGAGGAAUCCCUCUGUAGAUCUUGGAAUAUUUGGACUUUGCUACCAUAUUGACUUUGUCUCACUCAUUCAGACAAAUCAGGUGACUGGAUUUAGACGACAAGUUCAGAGGCGUAUUGAUAUUCCUUAUCCUAUAACUACAAAGUUGGGGCCAGUGCAUAAAGCAGCCGCAUGUGCUUGUCACCAGUGCCUAACAAACAGUGGAACAGGACCUAUGCCUGUUCGGUAUAGACAUUCCAUGAUUAAUUUGUCUGCAUCCUCAAAUUACCCCAAUGGCAGUCGGACAUCUAAUAGUAGUGUUGCCUAUCUACCAUACCCUAAACCGUCAAUGACUAGCGCAAAAUCCGCACCAAAGCUUAAUAGCACAUGGCUGCCUCCAUCAACGUCCGUGCAAUUUCCUGGUCCAUCCUCUGCUAAUGGAAUCAGCAUACCCUCCGUUCCAGUACAGGUGCAAAAGAACAGUUCUACAAAACAGGCUCUUGCAGGCAUGACGGCUAUUCUGAUGUCUGCGGCUGGGCUCCCUGUACGUCUUACCUCUGCACCUCCACCCUCCAACCCAAACGCGGCCAGUAAGCGUGAUAAAAACUCAGUUAGGAGAUUGAGGAAAUUGCCAAAGAAAGGAGUUACUGCUGACCCAGAACAAGUUGUGAAGAAAUACCUGGAAAACAUACAGAAGCCUCCAGAAGAGGAUUGUAUUAUCUGCAUGGAGACGCUGUCUGCAGCAUCAGGUUAUAAUGAGUCCUCAGAAAGCAAAAACAUCAAACCUACAGCAGUCGGGAAACUGAAAAAGUGUGGUCAUGUUUUCCACCAGCUCUGCAUGUUCGAGAUGUAUAACAGUGGAAACAAGGAUGGCAGUUUGCAGUGCCCAGCUUGUAAAACAAUAUAUGGAGAAAAGACUGGAACACAGCCAAAAGGAAAAAUGGACAUUUUUGUUAUACCUCAAUCUUUACCUGGUCAUCAAGAUUGUAGCACAAUCCACAUUGUGUAUACCAUUAACCCAGGAAUACAGGGACCUGAGCACCCAAACCCAGGGAAGCCUUACACAGCCAGGGGCUUUCCUCGCCACUGCUAUAUUCCAGACAACAGCAAAGGAAGGAAGGUAUUGGAGCUGUUAAAACUGGCCUGGUCUAGGAGACUGAUUUUCACUAUUGGUGUUUCCAGCACAACGAGUGAAUCGGACACUGUAGUAUGGAAUGAAAUCCACCACAAGACUGAAAUGAGCUCAAACAUAACUGGACAUGGCUAUCCUGACCCAAACUACCUAGACAAUGUCCUUGCAGAGCUUGCUGCCCAGGGGGUCUCAGAGGACUGCUUAAACGUGUAAAAGACACUCUAGUUGUCUGCCUUCCAGUGAGUUAUGGAAGACAUUCAUUUAGUUCAUUUAUACGAUGCCUUAAUGUUUGGAUUUAAUUUAGCAUUAUAUUUUUUGGUAAAGCAAUACAUAACAAAAAAUAGGUUUACAAAAAAUGCUGGGAAAAUUGCUUUGUUUAAGACUGGUAGGUGGGUUUAUGCUGCCAUUCCUGCGGGACAGGGACCAGUUAUUAUGAGUGUUCCACCCUGUCCUCCCUUACACAUGUGUAACAAUGUGAUACAGCACUUUCAUUAAACAAGAGGAACAUUGCAGAUUGUGGAGAAUAACAUUAAAAGCCAUUUAAAUGCAGUUUUGGCAUGGUUUUCUUUGAUAUUCCUAUGUAUGGUACUUGGCAAAGGACAAAAGAAAUCAUGUCUUGUUCUAACUGGCUUUUAAAACCGUCUCAAAGACUUGAUCUGAUUUAAAACAAAGCCCUUGUUUCCUCUCUGUCAUUGGUUCGCUUUCCUCUGGCUGAAUUACACUAUUAUUACUGUUGAAUUGUAUUGUUUCUUUUUCGGACACAAUUCCUCUCAAAAUCAGUCUAGUUUAUGAGCUAAACAGCAAACUGUUUAUCAUUAGAAAUCAGUUAUAUUCGUUUAAAACUAUGGCAUUUACAAUAAGAUUGUUAAAACCCACCUUUUCUUCCCUUUGUUGCUUUACCAACAGCAUUUUAAUAAUGAAGUUAUAUUCUAAAGAAUGAAUAAAAAAAAAAAAAAUAUUUUAUGCAGAACAUGCAAAUAUUUUCUUAUGAAUCUUUUUACAACUGCUUUUGGAAACUGGGGUCACUUCUGUAGUUUGCUCUCUGAGCUGUAGCUUGCACUCUAUGUCACACAUCUGUUUAAAUGUAAGAUUGUGCCUUUGCUAUCUAUUCAUUAUUAAUCUGGCCUCCAUAGUGCCUGCUGUUGCAGAAAAUACUGGCACUGUUUUAUCAUGGAUGCUUAUGCUUUUCAUUCAUUAGGUGCACAGGUUGGGUAUAGUAUGCCGGCUGCCAGGAUCCCGGCGUUUAGCAUACAGACACCGGGAUCCCGGCAGCAGAAUGCCGGCGGGUUGAGGGGGGGCACAACCAAGACCCUUGCGGGUUCGGUGGCUUACUGCGCUCGCCACAGGUUCUAUUCCCACACUAUGGGUGUCGUGGAGUGGGAAUAGACCCUGUGGGUCAGCAUUUUGAGCGUUCGGGAUUCCAAUAUCGGCAUGCUGACCGGCGGGAUCCCGGGUGGCGGCAUAUGAACUACAUCCCAGGUGCACAUAUGCUCACCACAAAGUGAGCAACAUUUUGGACUGACCAUUGCAUACAAAUGAGAGCAAUAGAAGCAAAAUGUAUUUUGUUGUUGGCAUAUGGCAUUUUCUGAGCAGAUGUGAAUUUACCACAAGAAUCAAAUCCUUAUGUAUAUUGCAGUUGUUCAGCAAGUGUAUACCCAACAAGUCAAAACUGCAUCUGUUUCAAAAGACAGGUGUGGAUGGUCCCUUAUUUUCCUUUUAUUGUUAUUCGAGUUUUGUGUUGUGGAACUUCCCAUGCAUUUUGCUUUUCUGAGUGAUGGUGUACAAGCACCUGCAGAUGGUAGAAUAAAUCUUUUGAUUUUACAUGGGCACGCUACUAUAAUAAACAAUUCAGCAAUGCAGUUGUUUUCACAAUGAAAAAAAAAAAACAAGUGAUUAUAUUUGCUUAUAGGAAGUAAAAAAUAUAUAAUUUGGAAUAA
This is a messenger RNA of Pseudophryne corroboree (corroboree frog), 3761 nucleotides long. RefSeq names its product deltex E3 ubiquitin ligase 2 (gene DTX2). The record is from RefSeq and is a predicted model, not a curated record. The transcript has 10 exons. Gene Ontology annotation, biological process: protein ubiquitination; Notch signaling pathway. Gene Ontology annotation, molecular function: ubiquitin protein ligase activity; zinc ion binding. Gene Ontology annotation, cellular component: nucleoplasm. NCBI's taxonomy places the organism in Eukaryota, Metazoa, Chordata, Amphibia, Anura, Myobatrachidae. Bases 265 to 2037 code for a protein of 590 amino acids.